Mastomys coucha (southern multimammate mouse) is the source of this 2035-nucleotide messenger RNA. Its product is annotated as CMRF35-like molecule 5. Gene Ontology annotation, cellular component: plasma membrane. Gene Ontology annotation, molecular function: transmembrane signaling receptor activity. NCBI's taxonomy places the organism in Eukaryota, Metazoa, Chordata, Mammalia, Rodentia, Muridae. The transcript is spliced from 5 exons. The coding region runs from base 306 to 935 and encodes 209 amino acids. The record is from RefSeq and is a predicted model, not a curated record.
CCCCAAAGCUCUGUCAGGAGGAUGGAAAACCUCUGGUAAGGGCUAGAGGGCAGAUGCAUCCCCAAUCCACAGCCAUGGGUGUCCCCAUUUGCUGGGUGUGGUAGGAAGCAAAGCCUCUGAGGCCUCCAACAUCUACAGAAACCUUCCUGCACCAGUUCAUCUGGAGCCUCACAUGGGAGCCAGGGACCAGGAAGCAGAGGACAGAAAGGAGAACUAAGCAAGAGGAAAUUCUACCUUCUAGAAGGGACGGCUCCUUCUUCCCUCUCGGCCCUGGUGUGGGUACAAGUGGUAGCUGAGCUGAAGAAAUGAUCCCCAGAGGAAUAAGAUUGUGGCUGCCUUCAGCUCUGCUCCUCUCUCAGGUCCCAGGCUGCUCCACUGUUAAGGAUCCAGUCACAGGUCCAGCGAAGGUGAGCGGCCAUGAGCGGGGCUCCUUGACAGUGCAGUGCCAAUAUACCUCAGGCUAUAAGGAUUACAGGAAGUACUGGUGCCAAGGAGAUUAUUGGAGAUCAUGUAAGUUUCUUAUUGGAACCAAUACAACAGAGCAGGUGGUGAAGAAGAACCGUGUGUCCAUCAGGGAUGACCAGACAGACUUCAUCUUCACGGUGACCAUGGAGGAUCUGAGGAUGAGCGAUGCUGGCAUUUACUGGUGUGGAAUUAUGAGACCUGGACGUGAUCCCGUGUUUCAAGUUAAUGUGAAUAUUGACCCAGCUCCAGAAAAAACUGGCAAGGAACAAGUGACUCUGAGCAAACAAGCGACUCCGAGGGACCCCCACACCAGGUCCCCGCUGAGCAGCAUCUACUUCCUGCUGAUGGUCUUUGUGGAGUUACCCCUGGUCCUGAGCAUGCUCAGUGCUGUCCUCUGGGUGAACAGGCCUCAGAGAUGCUUUGGGGGAGGUGAAGUUGGCCUGGGGAAGGCCCAUAGUUCUGUUGCCUAGGACAGAGUGAAACACUUCCCAGGAGAUGGAAAAUAAUCCCUGUCUCUCUCUCUCUCUUCCUCGUGUGUGUGUGUGUGUGUGUGUGUGUGUGUGUUGUGUGGUGUGGGGUGAGCAGAUAUGUGGGUGGAGGAAGGCACCUCAGGUAUCAUUCCAUUAUUGUUUGAGACAGGGUUUCUCAUUGACCUAGAUCUUUGUCAAAUAGGCCAGAUAGCUGGCCAGAGAAUUCCAGGGAAUUCCUGCCUCCACCCCCCAUUCUGCCAUUACAAGCACACACAACUGAUCUCACAUAAAAACAAACAAACACCUUAGAUUGUAGGGAUUGAACCUAGGUCCUUUUACUUGCAAGGAAGACAAGCACUUUAUCAAACAAACCAUGUACCCAGUCUGGAAAAGACUGGUUCUAUUAAGGAACGACUGGUCAGCAGCACCAUGGCUUUGAGGUGCUGUGGGCCCUGACAAAGACUAAUCUCAUUCCUAUAGCGGCAACAGCUGAGUUCUAGAACCCAUUCAUGUCCCCCUCUCUCAGAACACCCCACAGUGCCUACCUGGGCCUUCCUUCCACUGACAGCUUCCAGGGAACUAGAAAAUACAAGAAAAAGUCAUGUUUCUUUGUAGGACUCCACUUCCUUAGUGGACAUGUGCCAAUACAAGUCUGUGGGCCACCAACCAGGUGUUUGACUAACUAUCUGGGAAAUGUGGCCUCACUAAGUGGCAAAACAGUUUGCCACUGUCAUACUGGAUGUCUGCCCCUUAUGGAAGGGACACACCCUGCUUUCUUUUUUGUCAACAUAACCCAGUAAAACUAAGCCCAUUGCAAAUACAGAUGGAAGACUUGACCUAGGCUGUGUACCACCUGCACAGGUCUCCAAGUUGUAGCUUGGUUUGGGGCUUUGAACUCUAAAUUUCCUGCACAGUGAGACUAAAUGGGGAGCUAAGCUGCAGGAAGACAGCUGGCUGCUCGGUAUGAAGAACCCACAUCACUCUAUGACCCCUCCAGGGACGGUCUCUUCACCCAGCAGAGACCUGUGACAAAUAAAAAUCCACAUUGUUUCUUUGGAAAGAUGUCAGGCAGUGUAAAGAAAUAACAGAAAUAUCUAUGA